Molecule: messenger RNA, 4466 nt
Organism: Sphaerodactylus townsendi
Lineage: Eukaryota; Metazoa; Chordata; Lepidosauria; Squamata; Sphaerodactylidae
Product: serine/threonine-protein kinase par-1-like
Exons: 11
Coding region: 342-3488 (1048 amino acids)
Molecular function (GO): calcium ion binding; protein binding
Source: RefSeq, a predicted model, not a curated record
GCCCGCAUUCUGCGACUCUCAGGAGGUAGCUUCUCACAGAGCCGCUUUCCCCUGAACGCUCUCGGUGAGCACAACUCAGAGCUGCUACAGCAGCCUCAAAAGCAACAUACAGCAUAUUCAGGGGAGCAAGCCCCCUCGGUCCUGAAAGCACGCGUCCGCCUCCAACCGGUAAUGCUUGGUAACGCGAGGCCACCUCAGUCCUCCGCUAAGCCCAGCUGCACCCGCCUCCACCACCCCAAGGCCUUCGGAGACUUCGGGGUCACCGCACAACAUCUUCCUCAGGGCAGCUCUUGCUCCUUAGGAAUAACAGGGCAACUGGCAGGGAAGCACCGAGCGAACGCAUGGUCACAGGGACUCCGCCCCCCAGAACCCGCGCACACUCCAGCCAGCCUCUGACCGCCUCCCCUACCGUUGUUGUGCCAAACAUUACGACGCCUGACGCCACAGACCAUAGGAGCCGCUUGUCCAGCCCGUCAGAGUGGUCUUCCGAACCGUCUGCAGGGACUUCUGCUUCCAGCCAGUUGCCCACUGAAAGGGCCACCCGACCUGAAGCCCCAGUGACCCGGGAGCGUUCCUCACCUCCAAGCGGUAGCUUGCCACAGGCCACCAGUACUAUGCAAAGCCCGUCUGCGCCCACAUCCACAGCCCCAAGGCCUUCGGAUUCCUUUGGGUCGGCAACAUCUCCUCAAGGCGGUCCAGUUCCAGGAACAGAAAGGGCAGGAAGCACCGAGGGAGCCAUUGUCACGAGGACCGCCCCAGAAUCCGGCGUACGCUCUAGCCAGCCUUUGUCUGCCUCCACCAUCCUUGUGCUUUCAGACGUCACGAAACCUGACAUCACGGACCAUAUAAGCCGCCUGUCUACAAUGCCAGAGUGGUCUUCAGAAAUGUCUGUAGGGAGCUCUGCUUCGAGCCAGUUCCCCCCUGAAAGCGCCACGCUAUCUGCCCCCAGCAACACCGAAGCACGAAUUACCAGCGAGGGUCCCUCAACCCCUCAUCCCACCCAAACGGAGUUCAGCAGCUUUCUACGUUCUACAUCCAUUCAACAUUCUGGCACCGGGCAGGUACCUUUGACAUUCAGUCCGGGGUCCGUCUCCACGCACUCCGGCCGCAGCAGCACGCGCUCGGUGAUCUCAGAGGAAGCUUCUACGGAGCCGCUUUCCCCAGGGCCUUCGAGCGGGACUCAGGGAGGCUACAGCCCCUCAAAAGCGACAGCAUAUUCGGAUGAGCCAAGCCCCCUCGGUCCGGAAAGCAUGUCAGCUCCGACCAGUAGCUGGCCGCGGGCCACCGGUACUCUGCAAAGCCCAGCUGCACCCGCAUCCACAACCCCAAAGCCUUCGGAGACUUCGGGGCCAGCAACAUCUCCUCAGGGCGGUCUUGCUCCAGGAACGCAACUGGCAGGAAGCACCGAGGGAACGAUGGUCACGAGGACCGCCCCGGAAUCCGGCGCACACGCCAGCCAGCCUUUGACUGCCUCCACCUCCGUUGCUCUGUCAGACGUUACGGAGCGUGACACCGCAGGCCAUACCAGCAGCUCGUCUGGCGCGUUGGAGUGGUCUUCAGAAACGUCUGCAGGGACUUCUGCUUCCAUCCAGUUCCCUACUGACAGUGUUACCCGAUCUGUCAGCAAGAAUACCGAAGGACAUAUUACCAGGGCAGGUUCCUCAACCCCUUAUCACAGCAAUAUGGGUUCCAGCUGGUCUCUUAGUGCUACAUCUAUUAAGCCUACUGUAAAUGGCCAUAGUCCUUGGACUCUUACACCAGAUUCCCUCUCCAUUGAAUCGCGCAGGACCACUCUGCCUUCUGUGAUCUCAGUGUCUGCUGCUACAGGUCCAGUUUCAUCGUGGCCUUCUAGCAGUACCCUGAGUUUCAUGAACCUUUCAAAAACUACUGAAUCAUCACAAAGUCCCCGACCCUUGGUUCAUUUGAGCUCGGUAGUAUCAGCUAGCUAUUUAUCUGAAGGCACACGGUAUGUUAAAAGUGGAGAUGCAGCCACCUCCCAAGCCUCAAGGCCUUGCUCCAUACCUGAUUUCCACAUUCAGCUUGAGGAGGUAACCAGCCAAGUCAUAGAAUUCAGUUGGAGUCUUCAGAAUGACAGAAAAGAUGGUCCUUACAUGGUGACUCUAAUGGUAGAUAACAGAAUUAUCAAUGAAACAAUCACAGACCACACAAGAAUGGUAUUUCGAAACCUUUCUCCAGGUUAUCAAUACACAAUAACUGUGGAGGUGAGGAGCUGUGCCAAGAUCAACACUUCCAUUACAGUCUGGACAGAUGCCAUAGCAUUCAGUGGAACAACCAGGAUUACAAAUGAAGUAUACAAACCUCAAUAUAGCAACAAAUCAAGCUCCGAGUUUCAGAAUUUUCAGAAGAUGUUUGUCAAAGAGAUAAGAAACCACCUGCCAUCUACAUUAAUAGAUUUGGCAGAUUCUGGAAAACUUUGUAUCACAGUCAUUGACUUAAGAGAAGGUAGUGUGAUUGUGGCCUUCAACAUCAAUAUGGCUACUGAUCAAAAUACAACCUACUCUGAGGUGGAAGAUGCAGUCACUGAUGCAUUAAGGAAAAGCACAGCUCUGAAAGUAGAUCCCAAUAGUACUUCUGUGCGAGUGAUCCCUCUCUGUGAGUUGGGAAAUAAUUAUUGCUCUGAAUAUGCCAACUGUCUAUCAAAUGGAGAAACAGCUUCUUGUCAAUGUAGGCCACAAUUUGAAGAUCAAAAUCCUUUGGUGCCAGGCAAAACAUGCACAGACAUCAAUGAAUGUUCUAAUAAAAUGGAUGACUGUUCCAACUUGGCUUCAUGUAUCAACACAAUAGGCAGUUAUGAGUGUCACUGUUAUUCAAGCAUGAAAGAUAUGAAUCUAACAAAUCCUGGAAGAAUGUGUCAAGAUCCCACUGUGUGUUUUAACCGGACUGAUUUUUGCUCACUGCCUACAAAUAAGUGCCUUGACAAACAAUCCUACAUCUGUUCAAGCAAACAAGCGUUUGCUUGCCGCAUUUUAUUCAAAAACUGGAAUUUCAUAUUUCCUGAUCUUUAUAACUCUGAAAGUGAGACCUAUAAGAAUCUGUCUGAUAGGAUCGAAAAAACGGUUUUUAAAGGAAUGACAAGUAAGCUUGGAGGUAACAACUUUGACAUCAUAAUGGUUGGAUAUCAAAAUGGAAGUUUGAUUGCAUAUUUUGUACUUCUAAUACAUGGCCAACAGUUCAUCGAAGAACAAAAUCUUACAGCAGAUUUAACAGACGUGAUCCAGACCAUGCUUGAUAACCAAACUGACCUAACAGUGAGAGCAAUUUCAGUUUCAGCAAUAUCUACUCAGAAACCUGUAAAAGAAGAUCUAACCUGGAAAACAGCCGUAAUUGUCCUUGGAGUGCUCUUUGGCAUCAUGUUAAUAUUUCUCUUGGUAAUAAUUUUUGUAUGUCAUUAUAUGAAAAGUAGAUCUGGCAGAUAUGAUAUUGAGCCUCAAGGGCUAAUGGGAAAGUUUGCAUAUCGAUAUUUGUAAGCAUUCACCUUGCUUUCUAAGUGAGCACUUAAUAUCCUACAGGUACAUCUGAAAACAGUCAAGCCUAAGCAGGAACAAAAAAUGGACAUUGGUAGAUCAUUUAUGUAUGUCUAAAAUAGAAAAGUGAUGUGUCAAUAGAAUUCCACAGAAUGUUCAAGAGUAGUAUAAAACCUGAAGUGAUUUGCUCUAGUUUGCAACUUCACAAGAUAACAUUGACAAUUUGACGUGUGCUUACUUUCGCACACAUCUGAAUAUUAGAAUAAUAGUCCUAGCCCCACACAACCUGCAACAUAUUUCUGAUCUCCUAGCACAAAGAUUCUGUGUAGAAUGUACCAAACUUCUCUCUACUUCUAUAAAACAGCUGCAGUACGCCUGGUCAUUAAAACCUUGUGCAUUAAAACCUUUAAGAAUGAGAAACAUUUACAGGGGAGCAAGAACGAAAAAGUUAUUUAAGAUGCAUAUUCUUUUACAAGGCUAUUCUAUUCUCUGAAUCACUCCUGUUAAAAGUCUUAGAAAUUCAUGUGUUUUGUACAGGUUUCAGCUGUAUGCUAUGUGAGGAUGUGAGUAUCUGUAUGUGAGUAUUUACCCACUGUUUGGAUGGUAAAUGGCAGGAUCACUUCUUGGAAGGAAAAAAAAGCAAUGGCCAACAUUUGUUCCUCCACCUUCCAGCCAGGCAGUCAUUGUAGAAAUGUGCAACAGUUGCUCAGAUCCAGUCCAGCAAAUAGGAAUUGUGAAUGCACAAUUUUCUCUCUGCCAUGGCAAGUUUUUCCCAUGCAGAAUGUCCAACCUUACUUUGUGUGUGUAUGUGUGUGCGCGCGCGCGCGUGUGUAUUGUGUGUGUGUACCGUAAUGAUUCAGCUGUAACUGAAAUACUUGUGAUGUAUCUGAACAGAAUGUGUAUGAUAUUUAUUUUAAAUCUUCUGUAAGUACAAUUCUUGAUGUUUUCCAAAUAUGCAAAAAUAAUUUAUUUUUACUAUGU